GAGAAAAAAAAGGUCACAAAAGUAAAUCAUGAAAGAUUUGACAAAACCUGAUUUCCGGUUGAAUCAAUCACAACGGAGUCCAUCGCAUUGCGUUUGUGUCAUUCGCUGUUUUCAUGCUUCACGCAGCUUCGCACUCUCUCAAUCCAGAGACAAGGACAGAUAGUGCAGACCUCGUCAUCCCCACCGUCUAUUUCGUUGACUCAAACCCCACAAAGUCAAAUCUCCACCCCCAUUGAACUAUCAUUACCAUCAUCACCAACGUUCGCAUAAGCCCCAAACCACAGGAUCCCGCCUUCUGAUUAGGAAGCCAUUGAAGACCGACAAAGAAGAGGUUAACGAAACAGAGCAACCCAGAAGCAGACCACACUGCGAGGUCUUUUCUUUGAGAACCAGCGUUGAAAUUGAAAGCCCUAGUAGUGUCAUGAUCACAUGCUCCCGGGCCUACCAUAAGCAACACCAUGAUCAACAGCUCCAACGGCAUGAUGUCAACGUCGUCUUCAUCCGCCACCGCACAAUCACCGGCCCUAAAGACCUAUUUCAAAACCCCAGAAGGCCGCUACAAGCUCCACUACGAAAAGACCCAUCCCUCGGGUCUCCUUCAUUACGCCCAUGGCAAGACCGCCACUCAGGUAACCCUUGCUCAUCUAAAGGACAAGCCAGCCCCAUCAACCCCAACAGCGCAGCCUUCAAGCUUCAGUGCUAGCAGUGGGGUACGAUCAGCGGCAGCGAGGUUGUUGGGUGCAAGUAAUGGGAGCCGGGCUCUUAGCUUUGUCGGAGGAAAUGGUGGGAGUAAGAGUACUAGUGGGAAUGGUAGAGUUGGGUCAUUGGGGUCAUCAAGUUCGAGUAAUUCAAUGGCUACUACAAACUUUGAUGGGAAGGGGACUUACUUGGUCUUCAAUGUGGGGGAUGCUAUCUUUAUAAGUGAUUUGAAUUCUCAAGACAAGGAUCCAAUAAAGUCUAUCCAUUUCAGUAAUUCGAAUCCCGUGUGCCACUCAUUCGACCACGAUGCUAGGGAUGGGCAUGAUUUGCUUAUUGGGUUAAAUUCUGGCGAUGUGUACUCUGUGUCACUGAGACAGCAAUUACAGGAUGUAGGAAAGAAGCUUGUUGGGGCCCAGCAUUAUAACAAAGAUGGUUCUGUUAAUAACAGUCGUUGUACUAGUAUUUCAUGGGUGCCUGGAGGUGAUGGUGCUUUUGUUGUUGCUCAUACCGAUGGAAAUUUGUAUGUGUAUGAAAAGAGCAAAGAUGGUGCAGGUGAUUCUUCAUUCCCUGUUGUUAAAGAUCCGAUGCACUUUUCUGUUGCGCAUGCACGUUACAGUAAGAGUAACCCAGUUGCCAGAUGGCAUAUAUGCCAAGGUUCAAUUAAUAGCAUUGCUUUCUCAACUGAUGGUGCCUAUCUAGCGACUGUGGGAAGAGAUGGUUAUCUACGAGUUUUUGACUACUCUAAAGAACACCUCAUAUGUGGUGGCAAAAGUUAUUAUGGUGCUCUAUUAUGUUGUGCUUGGAGCAUGGAUGGAAAAUACAUUCUGACGGGAGGUGAAGAUGAUUUAGUUCAAGUUUGGAGCAUGGAAGAUCGGAAAGUUGUAGCAUGGGGUGAGGGGCAUAAUUCAUGGGUCAGUGGAGUGGCUUUUGAUUCAUAUUGGUCAUCGCCAAAUUCAGAAGGCACAGGGGAAACUGUCAUGUACCGGUUUGGUUCUGUUGGUCAGGACACACAAUUGCUUCUGUGGGAUCUGGAAAUGGAUGAGAUUGUAGUGCCAUUGCGGCGCCCUCCUGGUGGGUCCCCCAAAUACAGUACUGGAAGCCAGUCAUCCCAUUGGGACAAUGCUUCCACAGUGGCCACUCUGCAACCUGCUCCAAGCAUGCGAGAUGUUCCAAAGAUCUCCCCACUUGUGACUCAUCGCGUUCACACCGAACCCCUCUCUGGCGUGAUAUUUACGCAGGACUCUGUUCUUACCGUGUGCCGAGAGGGGCACAUAAAGAUCUGGAUGAGACCAGGGGUGGCAGAAAGCCAGUCAACAAACAACACAGAAACUGUCUUAAGUUCCAGCUUGAAGGAGAAACCUUUAUUCUCAAGCAGGGUUGGCAGUUCUAGUUACAAGCAAUAACCAAAUUGUCAUCAGAAAGAAAAACUAAGCUAUUUUUCAUAUAGCCAAUGUCUUUUCAUCCAGUUGGUUUUAUUAGGUAAACAAUACGUGAUUGGAGUGAGAAUAGCCAACUGGUUCAAAUGUAUAUUCAGGUAUAAAACAUACCGCUGACGGCAGAAAAGAGUCGGGAGGGAGACGAGCCCCCGUGUAAGUACGAAACGGCUGUUAGUAAGGUACAUUUAAUGAUUGACAGGAAUAACGUGAAGUUGCUCCUUUGAGACGUGUUUUUCUCAGCAGUGAUUUCAAGUUAUUUAUUCUAUUCGUAGUACAUUGUCACAAGAACGUAUUGACAUGGUGAAAUUCUUCAGUCACAUUCAUUGUGUA
Corylus avellana is the source of this 2465-nucleotide messenger RNA. RefSeq lists its product as uncharacterized. Lineage: Eukaryota; Viridiplantae; Streptophyta; Magnoliopsida; Fagales; Betulaceae. The record is from RefSeq and is a predicted model, not a curated record. Gene Ontology annotation, molecular function: protein binding.